AGUGGAUCAUGUGACUGUGGUAAGUCAUUUGCAAGUACAACAGUUCUCUGUGAGCCCUCAUUCAUUUCCUGCGAACUGCGAGGAGCAGCUGAGCGGCAUAGAGGGAGGGAGUCAGAGAGCGCGAGAGAGUGAGCGAGAGAGAGAGAGAGGGAGGGAGAACGAGCGCGCGCAGGAGAGUGAGAGAGCGAGAAAGAGCGAGCGCGGAGAGAGAGAGAGAGAGAGAGACAGAGCGGACUGUAUAAGGAAAACAGUUUCUACCGCUCUGCAGCUUCUGACAAGACGCCACCAAUAACAGGAUGUUAAUGCUGGACGGAAUGCCUGCUGUCAGAGUCAAAGCAGAACCUCUGGAAUCUGAACAAGGGUCUCCUAAAGUGCGGAGCUACCCUGAUAUGGAGGCGGUGCCCCUCCUGCUGAGCAAAGUCAAGUCCGAGCCACCCGAGGACCUGCUCUCCUCCGACCAGUUCCAGACCCAGACGGAGCCCGUGGACCUGUCAAUCAACAAACCCCGCCCAUCCCCGCCGUCCGCCACAGCCUCGCCGGUCGCCUCAGCCUUCUCACCGUCCUCCUCCUGCUCUUCAUCGUCCUCAUCAUCCUCGCCAUCCGUCAUCACCUCGGCGUCCUCCGGCAUGCCCUCGGUGCUCACGACAGGCCCCCUGGUGUCGUCGCCGACAUCGGGCGGCGGCGGCAUCGGGGGCAUGAGGGGGCAGCAGUUUUUGCACAUCAUCCACCCGGUGCCCCCGUCAUCCAGCCCCGGCAAGCCCCCCAACCACAGCCACGUGCACCGCAUCCCCGUGGUGGUGCAGUCGUUGCCGCUCAUGUACACGGCGGUGCGCUCGCCCGCCAGCCUCAACUCCGCCAUCAUGCUGCCCCUGCUGGACGACAGCAAGAGCUACAGCAAAGCACAAACAGACCCCAACAGCUUGUCGCCAAGACAAAUGAAAAGUGACAGCGAUGACGACGACCUGCCAAAUGUGACCUUGGACAGUGUUAACGAGACCGGAUCCACAGCACUGUCUAUAGCACGGGCCGUGCAGGAACCUUAUGGCCCAUCUUACAGAUGCAGAACGUACGGCACAGGGGGUUGCAUAGUCCAACAUGUCUCCAUGUCACCGUUCAGUAUUGAAAGCAUUCGACGUCCACAGCGGUCUGAGUCUCCGGAAUCCAAGAAGAGGCGCAUCCACAGGUGUGACUUUGACGGCUGCAAUAAGGUGUACACCAAGAGCUCCCAUCUAAAAGCACACCGGAGAACACACACAGGUGAGAAACCUUACAAGUGCACGUGGGAUGGCUGUACGUGGAAGUUUGCGCGCUCGGACGAGCUGACCCGGCAUUACAGGAAGCACACGGGCGUCAAGCCCUUCAAGUGCGCCGACUGCGACCGCUGCUUCUCCCGCUCCGACCACCUGGCCCUGCACCGGCGCCGACACAUGCUGGUCUGACCAGCAGCUCUGCACACGGACAGUCCUCUGUGUCCUUCACACAAGAAGAGAGACACACACACACACACACACACACACAUACAGGAGCACCCUCAUUACCGCCUUCCACAUGAACACACACACACACACACACACACAUACACACACCUCUUUGGAGGAGAGCUGGAUUUCUCCUUUGAGGGGCUCAGCUGGGCUGAGAGCCCCCAGUGCCUCUAUGGUGUUUUUUGGUCUGCGCUCACAUUGAAGUGAGAUGGACAGAGAACGUCCCCUCCCUGACAAACACACAUGUGAACACACACUCACACACAACCACCCAACUCUCGUGAGGCUCAGAGGCACAGGAAGCCAGCUCAGGUGAAUGAUCACCAUGUGCUUGGAGCUCCAGGAAGAAGAAAAAAAACGAUAUCUAAAAAGGAAAGAAAAAAACUAUCGCUCACCCUCUCCAGCACUGCUCGGAAAUAUUUGGUGUUUGUCUCUUUUGGGUGGCUGAGGACGGCAUUCGGGCAAACACAUUUCUACAGUUUCUACACUUCGGUUUAUUUGGGGUCUUAUUUUCCUUCUCUUGGCAUCUUUGUGUUGUUCCUGUUCAAGUGGCUGCUUCUCUGCAUCGCCAUAAUGUGAAGAACUCUGCGGAAUAGGAAGACUUGUGUGUCACACUUUGAAAAAAAUCUGGGCCACAUCUGGGCCUUGUGAACAGACAAAUCGGGGGCACGGACGGGGUCCUCCAGAAAAAACCCCAGUAUUGUUGCACAAUCCCCCCCAUAUCCACCACCACUCCCCCCCCACCACCCCCCUUUCCCACUCUCCCCUCUUCCUUUCCCACCUGCCUCCAUGUCUCUGAGCUUCUCUGAGGCUGCCACUGGCCACCAGGGCACAGGGUGGUUCCCAUGGAGACAAAGCGAGGCAUCGUUAUGGAAACGCAUGGAAAGGCACAGGCCACUGUUUUCAGCGAGGAGAAGAGAGGAGAGGAAGAGUGGAGACAAGAGGAGAGGAGAGGAGAGGAGACAAACCGCACACAGAAGGUCAGCAAAACCAACCAGCAAAUGAGAUUAUGUGUAUCCACAAAAGGCACAGUAUGGACAGACAACACUUUCACACUCAUUACAGCUCUAUGGCAAUACAUUCUGUUCAUUUUAUAAAUAUAUAUAUUGGUCUUUAUUAGUUUGAGUUUUCUUUGUAGCACUCACAAGCUAACAGAUGACAGAUGCUGUAUUGGGAUCCACAGGUCUUUUUUGGACCCCACAGAGCUGCCAUUUGUGAAGCUUUCUACAGAGGCUACCUACUCAUCACGUUUUUGUGUCAGAAGAAAAAAAAACACAAGACAUGUCAAUGGUGCAUUUUGUGCUGUGAUUAGAGAUCCGUAAAGUGCAAUCUCUUCAGAAGUAAAUAUGGUUUCACUUUUUAGGAAUGUUUUUGUUGUUUUAUGUUUGCCGUUAUCUUACUAUAUCUUGCUUGCUUUAAUAUACCAUCGAUGAAUACAUGACAAACAGUCACACAUGCUAUUUUCUCUUCAGUAUACCACCACCCGUUAGAAAACGCAACGUACUGGUCAGGUGAGCUGUUGGUACUCAGAUGUACCAAAUAAGGGAGCUUUCAGUCGGAGUCUACAUAAUUCAAUGGAUUGUUUAGGGUCCCUCAUAUACACACUGGCCCUUAGAUUUCAAUCAGUAGAUGAGCAAUACAAAGCCCUUAACAGAACAGAGCAAUUUCCAGUGUGCCAGUAACUAGUCUCCUGUGGUUAUGUUCAGUGGAAGAUGAAGAUGUCCGCGUAUGAAAUACAACUUGAGAUUUUCUACAUACAUUUUCUGCCUCUCUCAGAUGCAUCGAUAUAUUUGUGACAGAUUUGUUAUCAUGCUGGUUUUAGCAAAGCAAAAUGUUGUAUGAGGUUGCCCCCUGUUGGUUUGAGAGGUGUACUGCAGAAAUUCCAGAUGUUGUAGUCAAAACAAGGCCAGCUCAGCCAUGUUAUUUGAUGUGAGAUGUUGGUCUAAACCUCCUGUGCAGUUGUUAGAGUACCCAUCUGACAAUAGUUCAUUAAUGUCUGGUGGAACAUUAUUUUAGAGGGGUCCUAACUGCCCUUCUGAAAUCUUCUUUGGCUCAGGCCUGCUUCAGCAUACAUAUCCUCCAGUUAUAGAUAGUCUGGAAGGGAUAACUCCUUCAUCAUGUUUGGCGCUGGGUUGUAGAGGACAUUUUGGAUGAAUGAGGAAAAGCAGGAAAAUUCGGCACACUGAACUAACAUCUGUUUUUGCUACCGCACAGAGCCGCACAUUUAAUGCUCUCCAUGGUUCUGGAAGCUCUCUUACUAUGAAGGUUUCCUCAGUUCCUAAUCAUUUAGCAAACACAGAAUUACCAGACUCUCAGUGUACCACUAUUUCCUUUCGAGCCAUAUCAGGAGUGCUUAGCUGUCAUCUAAGUAGCUGUUGUCUGAAUCAGGUGUCAGUAUUGCUGUUCAAGUAAACAAACACUACACUACCAAUGUGAAGGUGAUGUCAGCAAAGCAAUACAGUAAACUUGAACAGAAGAUAUGUAAUCAUGCUUUUAUGAUCUACUCUUAUAGAACAUUUAACUUAGAGUGGUGUGACGCAGAAACAUAUCACCGUCCAGCGUAACCAGAGACAUCAGCUAACGUACCUGUAUGCAUCAAGAUGCACAUGCACAUGCAGGUCCCGGGGCAGUACAUGCACAUGUAGAUGCAGGUACUGGGGCAGUUAAAGAGACAGACUCCAGCCACCAGCCACCAGCCCCUGAUAAACAAGUUCCUAAACCCUCUGGUUCACACACUUUUGGAAAGGAGAACAACAGUGUCUGUGGGAAGCCAUCAAAUCCUCAAAUGUCAUUCAAGCACACCAGUAUGCAAAUGUGCUCCCUGACUUUUUAUUCACUCAGAAAAGAAGUUCCCUGUGUUAUAUUCAAAUCGACAAAUCUCCACUAAAUCAUGGCGAACUGUCAUUGGAACAGACAUGAGUGCUUGGCAGGCUCUCCAGUGAUGAUGUUUAAUGAGGUUGUGUUGCAUAAGAGGACUUUCCUGAACUGAGCUAAUGGGGAAGGGAACUAUAUCAAAGACAAGAUAUGACCACCCGGUUUCUCACUUUUAGUGUUAUGAAGUAUUAUCUAUUUCAUGUUAUGUUGUUAUAUAUCUAGUUGUGUACACGUGAGUAUCAGUUGUAUUGCCCAGCGGGUAAGCAUAUCAGCACCUUGUUUUUAUAAAAGUAUGAUUUUGGGGGAAAAAAAGGAUUUCAAUCCAACGAUUUUGCCGCUAAUUGCCAUCGAGUCCCAAUAACCUAGCGGUUGAAUACCUUGAUUGAAUUACACCAUAGUUUCAGUGACACAAAAAUGACCAGUAAUGUAUUUUAUAUUCAUAUACUGUACUUUCUGCAAUGCCGGGCACUUCAUCUUUGCAUAUAACUAUUUUCCUGUAAAAAAAAAGUGAUCUUUUAAAAAUGUUGUAAUAUAAGUGAAAGUGAAAAUGAGAGUUAUAAAAAUCAAGAUUUACAGACUGUAAAUACCUAUGAAAAUAAUAGGGCUUUUCAUUUCUUUUGUAAUACAAGAAAAUACCUUUAUAUGUAUGCAGAUUUUGAGAGACAUUUGAUUUAUCUAAUUUGAUAUAAAGUGGGGCUAUUAUUGAUUCCUAAAGGUUUACCUUGUGAAGUACUACGAACACAAUUGUAUUGAUAAAAAUGAAAUGUGACAGAACAAUCCAACGAAUGGUUCAAACAACAGAUUCAGUGUUUGAGAAUCAUUAAUUUCACAGAAUACUUACUGAUACAUCAUAUGUUGUACAGAUGCACUAUUGAGCUCAUUACUUGCACCCUUUUCUUUUCAGGAAAUUCAAAAGAAAAAAAGUAAAUAAGAUAUCGAUACCAAAUGUAUCACAAAUUUUAUACAAACAAAAGUGCAUCUGUGAUAUCAACAGUUGAAACAUAUCUUUGCUUUUUGGUCAAUCUAACAUGAUCUCUGCUCUUUGUUUUGUGUUGUUUUCCAUACAAACGUUGAUGAAUUGUGACAAACGUGAUUGCAUUGAUAUACAGCUGUGCCACAUUCUGUAGGUUCAUGCAUUCCCUAUGGCAUUUUGGCAUUCUAACCAUAUGAUUUUGGUUUUUUAUUCUGGCAUAAUUUUGUAAACGGCAAGCAGGGUCAAAGUUAUGCAAUAAUUAACAGUGCCUCCAUUUAACAGUGUAUUACCUAAAUGUAUGCACAUGAGAGAGAGAAAGAUAAAACAAACAAACACAGAUCAAAUCAAAACAUUGCUACAAAGGUUAACUUCCUCAUUGUGAAGUUUCCCUGUGUGAGAGUAAUUUUUUCUAAGCACACACUCAUUCUCUUACACAUGGCCACACGGUAACCACGCGUAUGUUUAAUUUAUGAAUAGAUCGCCCCAUACCACCUGAAUUGUUCCCCAACCCCCAGAGUGCACUGAAAGCCUUAUCUGUUGUAUCUGUACUGCAAGGUAUAUAUGCCAGCUGUGAACACCCAGUGAUUCAUUCUUUUUCUUUCUUUUCCUUUACCAUACUGUGUUUGUCUCCUAUGGAAGCGGCAUAUUAUUUGUAUGGAUGUAUUUACAGUGAGACCUCAAAAGAUGAAAUGACUUAUUCUGGUAUUGUUAGGCUUCUAGUUUUUACCUCUCCAGUGUUGCACAUUUGCGUAUCUGUUCAUUUUCAUCAGUAUACAAGGCAUCCCCUUACAAACAGUAUCUAUCAAACUGGUUAGUUUUAGACCUGGUUGAUCUAUGAUGUUUCAUAAUGUACAAUGUUUUACUGCCGUUUUCACACGGAAACUUCUAUUGAAUGUGCUAAGACGGAUACCAAUCCAACUUUUUUUUGUUCUUUUGUCCGAUUCUAUCUGUACAAUAUUGCUUUUGUCAUCAAGUCUCGUUGGUUUUUGUUUCCACAUUUGAAUUCUUAGUUAAUCCAAUGCCUUUGGUUCAAAUUUUACUGGUAUUCUGUAAUUGUUGUUGUUGUAUUUAUGUAUAGUGUGUGUAUUGUAAAUAUAUUCAGAGCCUUUUGUUUUGCUGUAAAGUUGUGAUAUAUAUAUAUAUUUUUUGCCCUGCAACACUUCAAAGGGAUUCCCUUAUCACUGAGUCCAGUCUAAUGAUCUAAGGUCCCCAAUCUUUACAGAGGUGGAAGACUUUCUUCUUUCUUUUUGCCAUCAUUUUGUUCUCCAAAAAAGACAUCUGAAUAUUCUGUCAGUGCUUUUGCUUUUUCUAUGUACUUUCUUUCCAUAUGGAUUGAGCUGUGAAUUGAAAUUGAGUUCAAACAUAUACAUGUAUAGUAAUUUGAAUGGAGGCAUGAAGUUAAAUAAAGUUGCAUUUUGUAUGGAAAA
Messenger RNA from Clupea harengus (Atlantic herring), 6755 nucleotides. It is a transcript of the gene klf12b, whose product is annotated as KLF transcription factor 12b. Gene Ontology annotation, biological process: regulation of transcription by RNA polymerase II. Gene Ontology annotation, molecular function: RNA polymerase II cis-regulatory region sequence-specific DNA binding; DNA-binding transcription factor activity, RNA polymerase II-specific. Lineage: Eukaryota; Metazoa; Chordata; Actinopteri; Clupeiformes; Clupeidae. The record is from RefSeq and is a predicted model, not a curated record.